Messenger RNA from Hypanus sabinus (Atlantic stingray), 1978 nucleotides. Its product is annotated as gastrula zinc finger protein XlCGF26.1-like. Gene Ontology annotation, biological process: negative regulation of transcription by RNA polymerase II. Gene Ontology annotation, molecular function: DNA-binding transcription repressor activity, RNA polymerase II-specific. The record is from RefSeq and is a predicted model, not a curated record. Lineage: Eukaryota; Metazoa; Chordata; Chondrichthyes; Myliobatiformes; Dasyatidae. The transcript has a single exon. Bases 491 to 1963 code for a protein of 490 amino acids.
GCAAGCCUGUCAUUUUACACAGGAGAAAGGCCGUUGACCUGCUCAGACAGUGGGAAUGGAUUCACUCAGUCAUUUCAACUGAAGGUACAUCAGCAAGUUCACACUGGGCAAGGCCAUUCAUCUGUUCUGUGUGUGAGAAAGGAUUCUGCCGGGCAUCCCACCUGUGGACAAACCAGUCAGAUCACACUGGGCAGAGGCUGGUCAUCUGCUGAAUUUUGGGGAAGGGAUUCUCUGGGUCAUCUGACCUAAUGGCACACCAGUCAGUUCACACUGGAGAGUGGCCAUUCACCUGCUCAGACAGUGGGAAUGGAUUCACUCGGUUAUCUCAACUGACGAUACAUCAGCAGGUUCACACUGGGCAAGGCCAUUCUGUGUGUGGGAAAUGAUUCUGUUGGUCAUCCCACCUGUGGACACAUCAGUUAGAUCACACUGGGCACAGGCUGUCAUCUGCUGAAUUUCGGGGAGGGGAUUCUCUCGGUUAUCUGAUCUAAUGGCUCACCAGCGACUUCACACCAGGGGGCGGCCGUUCACCUGCAUAGUCUGUGGGAAGGGAUUCACUCAGUCAUCCCACCUACUGAGCCAUCAGCGAGUUCACACUGGGGAGAAGCCGUUCACCUGCUCAGUCUGUGGGAAGGGAUUCACUGAGUCAUCCAACCUACUGAGUCAUCAGCGAGUUCACACUGGAGAGAGGCCAUUCUCCUGCUCAGUCUGUGAUAGGAGAUUCACUGUGUCAUCCCACCUAUUGGUACAUCAGCGAGUUCACACCGGGGAGAAGCCGUUCACCUGCUCAGUCUGUGAGAAGAGAUUCACUUGGUCAUCCCAACUACUGGCACACCAGUUUGUUCACACUGGAGAGAAUCCGUUCACCUGCUCAGAAUGUGGGAAGGGAUUCACACUGUCAUCCCGCUUACUGGUCCAUCAGCGAGUUCACACUGGGGAGAAGCCAUUCACCUGCUCUGUCUGUGGGAAGAGAUUCACUGCAUCAUCCAACCUACUGGUACAUCAGCGAGAUCACACUGGGGAGAGGCCAUUCAUCUGCUCAGUCUGUGGGAGGGGAUUCACUCAGUCAUUCAGACUACAGAGUCAUCAGAGAGUUCACACUGGGGAGAAGCCGUUCACCUGCUUAGUCUGUGGGAAGAGAUUCACUGAGUCAUCCAGCCUACAGAGACAUCAGCGAUUUCACACUGGGGAAAAGCCGUUCACCUGCUCAGUCUGUGGGAAGAGAUUCACUGAGUCAUCCAGCCUACAGAGUCACCAGCGAGUUCACACUGGGGAGAAGCCAUUCACCUGCUCAGACUGCGGGAAGAGAUUCACUGAUUUAUCCAACCUACAGAGACAUCAGCGAGUUCACACUGUGGAGAAGCCAUUCACCUGCUCAGUCUGCGGGAAGGGGUUUACUGAGUCAUCCUACCUACAGAGACAUCAGCGAGUUCACACUGGGGAGAAGCCAUUCAACUGCUCAGUCUGUGGGAAGAGAUUCACUGAGUCAUCCAGCCUACAGAGUCACCAGCGAGUUCACACUGGGGAGAAGCCAUUCACCUGCUCAGACUGCGGGAAGAGAUUCACUGAUUUAUCCAACCUACAGAGACAUCAGCGAGUUCACACUGGGGAGAAGCCAUUCACCUGCUCAGUCUGCGGGAAGGGGUUUACUGAGUCAUCCUACCUACAGAGACAUCAGCGAGUUCACACUGGGGAGAAGCCAUUCAACUGCUCAGUCUGUGGGAAGAGAUUCACUGAGUCAUCCAACCUACAGAGACACCAGCGAGUUCACACUGGGGAGAAGCUGUUCAUCUGCUCAGUCUGUGGGAAGAGAUUCACUGAGUCAUUUAACCUACAGAGACAUCAGCGAAUUCACACUGGGGAGAAGCCGUUCACCUGCUCAGUCUGUGGGAAAGGUUUCACUCAGUCAUCCCAACUACUGGCACACCAGUCAGAUCACAACAGGGAGUGGCCGUUGUUAUGAAUUCCUAGGUUUCGU